This is a messenger RNA of Octopus bimaculoides (California two-spot octopus), 1728 nucleotides long. Its product is annotated as ganglioside GM2 activator. NCBI's taxonomy places the organism in Eukaryota, Metazoa, Mollusca, Cephalopoda, Octopoda, Octopodidae. Gene Ontology annotation, biological process: lipid transport; ganglioside catabolic process. Gene Ontology annotation, cellular component: cytoplasmic side of plasma membrane. Gene Ontology annotation, molecular function: lipid carrier activity; enzyme activator activity. The record is from RefSeq and is a predicted model, not a curated record.
GCCGCUGAUGACUAUAUACAUCAGUCUGUCUCUCUGUUUACACAUGUAUAUUCAUUGCGCACGUUAUUAAUAAAAGCUAGUUACCUUCUGGAAAAUCGACAAGAAAACCCCAUACGCUGCUUCAGUUGAUCCCAGAUCUUCAUUGUCAUUAUUACUAUAAUGUUGUUCCGUUGUGGUUUUAUCGUCACUGCCAUAUUGGUCAAUUUCUGUUACAGUUUGAAGUGGAAUCAGUGUGGUGGCCAAAAUGUAUUCCGAUUAAAAAAUCUGGAUAUACAGCCGAUGCCGAUGAACUUACCGGGAAAAAUAAAAUUAGAUCUGCAGGCGACCUCUUUGAAACAGUUAAAUGGCUCUGAUGUGUCGAUCACUAUUCGUAAAUCCACUUUCCUUGGUCAUUUCAAGGUACCUUGUAUAUUUCAAGUAGGAUCAUGCACCUACCACGACUCCUGUACGCUAUUAAAACGCAUGAAAGACGAGAACUGGGGAGGCAUGAUGGCUGAUAUAAUCACCCAAGUUGAUAGCUAUUUCUCGAUGUACAACAUUGAUCUUACUUGCCCGGUGUCCAAACAAAGUCUUACGAUAUCCAGUAUGAAUGUAUCCCUGCCUCAUGUACCAAGUUAUUUGUCCUUUUUGGCUUCGGGUUCCUACAAAGUCCAUGUGAACAUGGUUGACAGACAUACGAAAGAACAGACGUUUUGUCUUGAUCUAGAAUUCAGCAUCGCCUAACGGAAAAACCGGCAAACACUUAGUAUCGGAUCAUCAUAGUGUUCGUUGUGUGAACUUUUCCAUCCCCUAAAUAAAACCUCUAUUCCAGUUUCUAUUGUAUCCCUCAAAUAUUUUCAUGUUAUUCUUUUACAUUUAACAAAGCUUUAUCUAAAAUAGGUUUUAAUUUAUUUUUUAGAUAACAUUACUUAUAAAGAACAUAAAAUACUUGAAGUCUAUAGCAUUAUUAUUAAAGCGGGCGAGCCGGCAGAAUCGUUAUCACGUCUGAUAAAAUGAUUGACGGCAUUUCAACCGACUCUUUACGUUCUGACUUCAAAUCCCGCCUUUCGGGGUGGAUAAAAUAAGUACAUUUGAGAUAAAACAAGUACAUGUAAUCGACUAGUCUCCUUCCCAGGUAUUUCAAACCUUGUGCCUAUAAUAGAAAGGAUUAUUAUUAUUUUUAAUAUUCGAAGAACACGUUGGAACGGUUUGAUAUCUGGCGUUGUUUUUAAUACUAAAAACAAAAUUUUGGAAGAUCUCAGGUUUCUAACAAUCAUCACAAGUUCGUUUUUGCUGUGACAGACAAACCAACUUGAUUCCAUAUCACAAAGUUAUGAAAUGUUUAGCAAAUUUAAAACUAACAUACCUUGUUUACAGGCCAAAUUCUAUUUUCCGCAUUAAUAUACGUAUUGAUACUGUAUUUGAUUGCAAGCGCCACAAUUUUUUGAGAGAAAUAUUCUCAUCUAAGGAAGUGGCAUCUUUGGGAUUUUUUCUUCUUUUACUAAAAAAAAAAAAAAACUCCAAAUGCAACAUUACCUCAAAAUUUCUCAAGUCAUCUUAAAAUAACAUAUUAAAAAAAAAAAUUAAGAAGUUUCAUUUAUAUUCUUUUUUCUGAUAUACUUUACUGAAAAAAUGUACACAGAAACUUUUUAUUCAGAUCAGUUUUGAAAUAAAGCUAUUUUCAACCGCACACCCCACCAGAAAAAAAAAAAACAACAAACAAACACGAAAUAAAUUUCUUAUUCUUGA